UGAGAGGGUCUGAAGGGCUGUACAUGGUGAAUGGCCCCCCCAGCUUCACGGAAAGCACGGCCUUCCAGAGGGACUCUGGAAAGAAUUGCAGAGCUGUUGCUUUCAGCAAGGAUGGAUCCCUGUUUGCCUGGUGCAAUGGAGAAAAAGUGAAUGUUGUCAAUGUCACCAGUGCUGCAUUGCUGUGUUCCUUCGACCUCCCAAAGGCUGUUUGCCUUGAGUUCUCGCCAAAGAAUAACAUUCUGGCCACGUGGCAGGCCUAUGCCACUGCCAAGGAUGGCACAGCAGGAGUGCCCAACCUGCAGCUCCACGAUCUGAGGACUGGAAAAUGCUUGAAGUCCUUCAUCCAGAAGAAACAGCAGAACUGGUGUCCCUGCUGGUCAGAUGACGAAAGCGUUUGUGCCAGGAAUGUGAACAACGAAGUGCAAUUCUUUGAGAACAACAACUUCAAUACCAUUGCAAACAAGCUGCACUUGCAGAAGGUCAGCGACUUUGUGUUGUCCCCGGGAUCACAGCCAACCAAGGUGGCUGUGUAUGUCCCAGGCAGCAAAGGUGCCCCGUCCUUCGUCAGACUCUACCAGUACCCCAACUUUGGGGGGCCAUCGUCAGCACUGGCCAACAAGAGCUUCUUCAAGGCCGACAAGGUGACGAUGCUGUGGAACAAAAAAGCCACAGCAGUGCUGGUGGUGGCGAGCACCGAGGUGGACAAGACGGGAGCGUCGUACUACGGCGAACAGACACUGCACUACAUCGCGGCCAACGGGGAGAGCGCGGUCGUGCAGCUGCCAAAAGAUGGCCCCAUUUAUGACGUUGCCUGGAGCCCCAACUCCGUGGAAUUCUGUGCUGUGUAUGGUUUCAUGCCUGCCAAAGCCACCGUUUUCAACCUGAAGUGUGACCCCGUGUUUGACUUUGGCACUGGCCCUCGCAACGCUGCCUACUACAGCCCCCACGGACACAUCCUGGUGCUGGCAGGAUUUGGGAACCUGCAGGGACAGAUGGAGGUGUGGGACGUUAAAAACUACAGGCUCAUCUCCAAGCCUGUGGCCUCGUAUUCCACCUACUUCGCCUGGUGUCCGGACGGAGAGCACAUCGUGACGGCCACAUGUGCCCCGCGGCUCCGUGUCAGCAACGGCUACAAGAUCUGGCACUACACGGGCUCAGUGCUGCAUACCCACAAGGUCCCUGACAACCAGGAGAUGUGGCAGGUGUCCUGGCAGCCCUUCUUGGACGGCGUGUUCCCAGAGAGAGCUGUGAAGUACCAGCCUGUUCCCAGUGAGCUGCCCAGCGCCGAGCCGAAGCCUGCUCAGGCCUACAGACCUCCUGCCCUCAGGAACAAGCCUGUGACUAGCUCCAAGCUCCAUGAGGAUGAGCCCCCCCAGAAUAUGAAGCCCCACCCAGGAGGUGAUAAGCCAAUGUCCAAAACAGCUCUCAAGAAUCAAAGGAAACACGAAGCAAAGAAAGCUGCUAAACAGGAGGCCAAGGCCGAUGGGACCCAGGGCACGGUGCCAGCCCUGGCCCCGCCGAACACCCCGCCAAACGCCGCGCCUGCCACCACCACGGGGCACCCUGAGCUCGACAAGAAGAUAAAGAACCUGAGAAAGAAACUAAAGGCAAUCGAGCAGCUGAAGGAACAGGCAGCUGCUGGCAAACAGCUCGAGAAGAACCAGGUGGAGAAGAUCCAGAAAGAAGCUGCUCUCCUUAAGGAACUGGAAGAGCUAGAACUGGGUGUUUAA
Messenger RNA from Acanthisitta chloris (rifleman), 1730 nucleotides. It is a transcript of the gene EIF2A, whose product is annotated as eukaryotic translation initiation factor 2A, 65kDa. Gene Ontology annotation, biological process: translational initiation. The annotation marks the transcript as partial. The record is from RefSeq and is a predicted model, not a curated record. Lineage: Eukaryota; Metazoa; Chordata; Aves; Passeriformes; Acanthisittidae. Gene Ontology annotation, cellular component: cytosolic small ribosomal subunit. Gene Ontology annotation, molecular function: tRNA binding; ribosome binding; mRNA binding. The transcript is spliced from 13 exons.